Molecule: messenger RNA, 2726 nt
Organism: Archocentrus centrarchus (flier cichlid)
Lineage: Eukaryota; Metazoa; Chordata; Actinopteri; Cichliformes; Cichlidae
Gene: ppt2b
Product: palmitoyl-protein thioesterase 2b
Exons: 8
Coding region: 251-1159 (302 amino acids)
Cellular component (GO): lysosome
Molecular function (GO): thiolester hydrolase activity
Source: RefSeq, a predicted model, not a curated record
UAAACAGAAGCAAAAAGCAGUUGUGGAGUGUGUGUUUUUUAAUUUUUUCACACACACACACACGGAGAGCGGUGGCUGAAACGGCAUCGUUUAAAGGACCGCUGCUCAUCUCCACCACAGCUAGAAAUGGAGCUGCAGAUGAUGGCACAUUAGCAAAGAAACAGAAACUCACAGUUUUAUGGGUUUGGUUUCUUUUACCAAGUGUUUAUUUUCCCUUCUCACCUUUAAGCUUUUAUUACUUUAAGUUGUGAUGAGGGGCUUCGGUUCUGCCAGGUUCAGGAUGAAGAGCAGCAGCGGGAUGGCCGGGCUGCUGUGGCCGCUGCUCGGUGCGUGUCUCUGGGCUACGGUGGUCGGGUACAAGCCGGUGAUCAUCGUGCACGGUUUGUUCGACAGCUCAGAGGAUUUUAAAAAAUUAGAGCGGUUCAUCAACGAGUCUCAUCAGGGGACGAACGUGACCAUCAUUGACUUGUUUGACAAGGGCUUCAGCCUGGAGCCCAUGUGGAAACAAGUGGAGGGAUUCAAGGCAGCUAUUUAUCCAAUAAUGCAAAACUCAGCAGACGGAGUCCACUUUAUCUGCUACUCACAAGGUGGCCUGGUUUGCAGAGGGAUCCUCUCCACUCUGUCAGACCACAACGUCCACUCCUUCAUCUCCCUGUCCUCGCCUCAAGCCGGGCAGUAUGGAGACACAGACUACUUAAAGUACCUCUUCCCUCAGUUUGUGAAAUCAAACCUCUACCACCUGUGCUACACCGCAAUAGGACAGAAGAUAUCCAUCUGCAACUACUGGAACGACCCCCACCACAGAGACCUGUAUGUGAACAGCAGUGAUUAUCUGGCUUUGAUCAAUAGUGAGAGACCCAAUCCAAAUUCAACAGAGUGGAAGAAGAACUUCAUCAAAAUCAAAAAGCUGGUGUUGAUUGGAGGACCGGACGAUGGAGUCAUCACACCCUGGCAGUCGAGCCAGUUUGGAUUUUAUGACGACAAUGAGACGGUUGUUGAAAUGCAGCACCAGGAUUUGUACUUGAGAGAUGUUUUCGGGCUGAAGACGCUGGCGGCUCGCGGAGAUCUGAUCCUCUGCUCUGUUCCCGGCGUUGAGCACGUCUGGUGGCACUCCAAUGAGACCGUGUUCCACACAUGCAUGGAGAAGUGGCUGGACUAGCACAGAGCCACUUCACAGCACACAUGUGCAGACAAACACACAAAAAAGGUCUUGAUUUCUAAAAUCCACCUCAGUAUAGUAUCUUCUGUAGGAUGUAAUCUCAUUUUUUUUGGGGGGGGGGGGGGUUUACAGCUCCUACAGGUGAUAUCAGGAUUUAUUUCUUUACCGUCUUUUGGUUCUGGUAUAACUGCUCAUUUGCUUUUUAAAGAGAAAGUUUAACAUUUGGGGAAAAGUUUCUGAUCUCAUGCUGAGAGUUUUUAAACCUCUCUCAUAUCUGUACAAAUACAUGUGAGGCUGGUUAGCUUAGCUUAGCACAAAGACUGAAAACAAAGGGAAACAGCUAGCCCACUUGUGUCUGAAGAGGACAAAACCAGCAUGUUUAACUUUACUAGCUGACUUGUUUAGUUUACCUGUACAAAAAAAAUAAGAGUAAAAUGAUGCUGGCUACUACUGGCAUAGAUAGAUAUUUUAUUAAUCUCACAACGGAUCAAAGCAGCAGGCUUAAAAAAAUAAAGUCUACAAUGUACAGUCUAUAAUAAACAAACAACAUAGUUAAAGUUAAAGUGUCACAGGCACAUAGUGAGAGCUUUAUACUGUGAGAAUUUGCAAAAUGUAAAAAAUUUUGCAUAUACAACAGUGAAAAAAACAAAGGAAAUAAAAGUUAAAAAAAUAUAUGUAAUAAUAUGUACAUUAAAUCUAAGAAAGAGCUGUGAGAAGGUCUAAGUUGCAGUUAUUUCUUAGGCUCUAGCUGUCAACAUAAUGUUGCCAGCAUUUAAAAAAAAAAAAAAAAAAAAUUCAGCCCCAUAGUUUGGUUUUUGUGUAGAUUAACCAAAAACAUGUAACAUGUUAUUAGGUAGGCUUAAAAUUGCUGGUAGGCAGAUUUUAUUUAUUUUUUAACCUUAACACAGAGCCGGGCUAAUAGCCUUCAGCUGCUAUGCUGAGCUAACCCCCUCCAUUUAUUCACUCUGAUGACGCCCUUGCAAACAGCACAAUCCUGGGCCUCAGUGUCAUAGUACACAGUAUAAAAGAUGGACGUAGCGACCAUGACCUCCUUCACUGGUUUCCAAGGUCAUUUAAAACUACAUGUUACAAAAAAAUUUUAGUUAGGACCAGAAGCUUUUUUGCAACCACAGCUAUCGCCAUUUGGUGGCCUCCAGAUAGAAUGCAGGUUUAAGACACUUCUGCACUGGCUUUAUUUUUCCAACCUGGAAGCCACGUCCAUGCUUUAUACUGUCUGCGGUGCCACGAGUGCAUGAUCGUCAUAUCAGUUAUGCACAAAUACAGUACAGGGCCUUAGAGAUUCCCAGAUCGUGUGUGUGUGUGUGUGUGUGUGUGUGUGUGUGUGUGUGUGUGUGUGUGUGUGUGUGUGUGUGUGUGUGUGUGAGUGUGAGACUUCUUGGACUUCGCAUCGUCAGCCCUGAUGUGAAGGCUUAGUCUGAGUGACGACACCUAGGGUUCAGGAGACUACUGCAGCGAGUCUAGCUGUGUGAUGACUUCACGUCAACCCUAAUCGUAUCAAAGUAUCUAAGUCUUGAUCCCAAAUUGAGAGAGGAGAAAAAAAAAAAAA